AUGAAAACUGAUACUCGACGCAACAUCCAUCUCUACUACACGUACAUUUCUUCUACCCCCUAUGAUGCUAUGAUAGUGUUGGAUCGCGAGGGCAAGCUAUACUACGCGUCAUUAGGUCAGAACAUCACCAAUUUACAAAACCUUUUAGUCGAAGAUUUCCUGCGCCAGAAACACGUUCAUUUGAAGCCGCUAAGCACAUUACCUGACAAGACUAUGACCUCGAUAACUGCUGACAAGUUCGAGCAAUUACUUCUCAAUCCGAAAAUUCCACAGGACAUACCUAUUGAAAUGAUCUUUGGGACGCGUCUUCAACGCAAAAUUUGGCAAGAAUUAAUGGACAUACCCGUGGGUGAAGUAAGAACGUACGGUCAGAUUGCUGAUAACUUGAAUUUGCUGAAAAAGCAUGCAAGAGUGGUUGGUGCUGGAUGUGGGGCAAAUCGGAUAGCUAUUGUUAUACCCUGCCACCGCGCGAUAGGCACCGACAAGAAGUUGACAGGCUACAGGUAUGGGAAAGACGCCAAAGCGUAUCUUUUGGAACACGAACUAGAGAAGAAGUUCUCCCGAAUGGUUCUUGAUGGUGGGAAAAAUGCAGUGACGACCACGUGA
Molecule: messenger RNA, 606 nt
Organism: Lodderomyces theae
Lineage: Eukaryota; Fungi; Ascomycota; Pichiomycetes; Serinales; Debaryomycetaceae
Product: methylated-DNA--protein-cysteine methyltransferase
Exons: 1
Coding region: 1-606 (201 amino acids)
Biological process (GO): DNA repair
Molecular function (GO): catalytic activity
Source: RefSeq, a predicted model, not a curated record